UUCAUAACAUUCUCUAUUACAUAGUGAUAACUUAAUAAUUCUGCAACAAAUGAGUGAAAGAUUUUUUUAAGUAACAGCUUAAGAGAGCAAUAGUGGAGCGAUGCAGAUGAGCAUAUCUAUUUCCCUGUCAGUUAAGUAUUUUACAUAUCAUGGUAGUACCACUUUCAUGCAUAAGCAUGAAUAAACAAUGUAUAGUUUACAUUCUAUUCAUAAAUGAGUAUUUUCAAAUGUAUACUAUUACUUAUAAGCAGUUAUAAUGAUUUAUUGAUGACUACUACAAAGCUUAACCAAGAUCAUUAAUGAAUUGUUGGAGAUUGACAAAGAUGCUGUAAGGAACUGAGGCAGAAGAACGUUGAUAUUCGAGGAUCUGUAUAACAGAUAGAUAGGAGGGUUGUUCCACGAAUAGAGAGACAUUUGUGUCCCUUUGAUAUUUUAAUUCAUUUGAACAUAGGCCACAUGGAAAAUUCAAUAAAUAUAUAUAUUUUUUAUAUGAAUAAUGACUUGCUAAAGUGCCAAAAUGUAUCAUUUUGAGAUGCCCCUCUGUGCAUCCUCUGUAACUUCUAGGAAGAUUUUUAACCACUUAACACCAGACCUUUUCCAGGGUUUUCACCAUUAUUGUAAAGCCCUAGUUGUGUCAUUUCUGAAGAGUAUUAUGUCAUUAAUGUGAUUAGAUGAAUCACUAAUCACAUAAAAUAAAUAUUCUUAAGAAUCCUGUCCCUCAAUUUAAGGUCAACCUUAUUACGUGAACUGGCCUCCCUUUUUAAUAUGGUGCAACUUUAAAAAUAAAUAGCUGGUUCUACUCUUUUUGGCUAUUUUGUGGUGGAAAACUGAGCACGUCGAGCGUAACACGUCAACCAUGUUACCCAUAGAUAGACGGGCUAGAAAUGUUUUAAUGAUUCCAUUUUGGGAGGAAUGGACAGCUAUUUCAAUACAUCCUCUGUACAGACCAUGAACUACACUGUGGGAAAUGGUUCUGGGUCGGCCUCUUGCGGCUUGAUGGAGAUCUCCGCCCACCCAUUCUUCACCAUAACCUACUCCCUGGUCUUCCUGGUGGGCGUGGUUCUCAACGGCUUCACGGUGCGGGUCUACUUCUGCCGAGCCCAGCGCCACCAAUCCAGCGUGACAGUAUAUAUGCAGAACCUGGCCGCGGCAGACUUCUUCCUCAGCCUGUGUCUGCCUCUCCGCAUUGCCAACUACGCCACCCACAACUCGACCAUCAUGCGCCAUGUGUACUGCAACUUUGGAGCCACGGCCUUCUACCUCAACAUGUAUGCCAGCAUCCUCUUCAUGGACUACAUCGCAGCCAACAGGUACCUGAAGAUCGUCCGUCCUCUGGAGACCCACACCCUGCAAACGGUGCGCGCUGCCCACUACAUCUCCAUGGCAACCUGGGUCACCCUUCUGGCUUCAUCAUCUGCGUACCUGACCGUAUCCCUCCUCACCACUUGGGGUGCAGAUCUCAUCCCCGGUACCAUAGGCUGCGACUCCCUCCACAGCACCCAGCUUCUACUGAUCUACAAGAUAAUCCACAGUUUCUCGGCCGCCAUCUUCCUCUUUGUUCUGUUUUCCCUCGUCUUCUUCUACUGGGGCACCAUCCUCAGGCUGCGACAGGCGCAGCUGAACCAGCAGAAACACCCUUCCUGUGGAUCCGGAAGGAACCUCAGCCGCUCCAAGAGAAACAUGCUAGUUCUGGUCACUGUGUUCUGCGUGUGCUUUGUGCCGUACCACCUGGUGCGCCUGCCCUACGCCUUCAUCCGGCCCUUCUUGCACAGGUGUUACUGGCAUCAGGCCUUCUACUACAUGAAGGAGCUGACAGUGCUGCUGUCAGUCCUCAAUGCCUGCCUGGACCCACUCAUCUACUUCAUCUUCUGUAAGACCUUCAGGGCCCAGCUGGGCAUGCAGAGGCGCCUUAGUAUAACAAUGGCACAGCCAGACAGUACAGCCCCACCGCCAGGAGCUAGGAGAAUUAGCCAGGGGAACCUGACCACCCUGCCAUGCACCCAGACAAGGACGUCGUUCAGCAUGUCGAGACGGGCCAGUGUAAUUUAGAAUAGACAGCACUGCCCUCUGGUACAUUUUCUAUCUACUAGAAAUUAUUUGAACUUUGUAUUGGGGAAAAAAAGAUAAACUGCCUAGAAUGUCAAUACUUGUUUUGGAGGCUAAAAUGUGCUAAUUUGAUGUCUCUACUCAAUACAGAAUAUGACAUGGGUUACCUAUGGGCAUCCUUUGGUAUAGAUAGAACAUACAUUUGCCUAUUUGCCUUGUACUGCUAUUUUGCCCUGUUUGAGAGCCUAGACCUCAGACUUAAAUUUUCCUGAUAAACUCAGACGACAGCUUGACUGACUAUAUGUAACCUGUGGUUUACCUUAGUGAUUUAGACUGAGAAAUAUAUUGUUUGGCCUUGAUUCUGUCCCCAACCUCUCUAUUCAACCUACCUGCACACAUACUCUUAAUAAAUGGCUCUAGCAUUGUUGUUGACAAAAGUACAGUAUUAAUCAUUGUGCGUUCAAUCAAUCAAAGCAUGGCAACACGUACAGCCAGAUAAAACACCAAGGUUAGUGUCUGUGCACUUCGUGCCUUAUGUAUUUGUAUCAAGCUCCAAUAAAUGAUACACAUUAGAAAUGAGUACAUGUCAUAAUUUCCAUGUGUGAUCAAAAGCACAGAUUAGGGAACAGAAAUUACACUUCUCUAUUGAGCACAUCUUAUUUCUGUGCAUCAGUUCCUGUAGCAGAUACAGACCGCCGAAACCCACCACAGAAUUUCAUGUCCUCAAAAUGUAAAACCUUAAAAGCAUAACAUAAUAUAGCUAAAAGCUUUUUGUUUUUGUGUGGUAUGAGGAAGGCUUUUACAAGAGGAAGUCCAACAUACAGAAUGCCAAAACAAUAUUGUAGCAAAUAAACCUACAAAUAAAAUAUGCAACUAAAGUGCAUCCUCUGUUAAAGCGUUAGAUUAUAUCUCAGUUUCUAAUGCUAAAUAGAUGUGUCAAAUAGGACAUUUCAACAAAAAAUAGGAUUGUUUCAAUCUACUGUACAAAUGGUGAGAUAAUGUCAAGCAAACGUAAUCCUUGGGUAUAGUGGGAUAAAAAACAUUGUUUUUAAAUGGUUAGAUUGUUUACAAAUUGGUGAGAUUCAGAAUGGAAAUCUUUUUCUGGCUUCCUUUUACCGGUCCCUGACUGUCUAGGAUGUGUCGUCUGGGUAUAUAUGCUAAAGAAGUUGAACAUGAAACUCAUAGUGUUCACCACUUCCUGUAAUCUCAUUUUAAACAGACAGUGACGUCGGUGACUCAGCUGAAAACCAACAAACAGACACAACGGAGAAGUGACAUUUAGAUCAAAGGUGCAUGUUGUGUUAGACUAUCUACUCCCCAAUUGAUGAUGACGCUUCCCACAAACUCCACCGAUGACACCCUCGCUCAGUGCGUUGUCAAUGACCAGAUGGAGGUUUUCAGCGUGCUCUACAUCCUGGUCUUUCUCACCAGCAUAGCUGCCAACCUGGUGGCUCUGUGGGUGUUCAUACACAGCUACAAUGACAAGAAGAGCAUCAAUGUCUACCUGGUCAAUCUCCUGACCGCUGACCUCCUGCUCACCCUGGCCCUGCCCUUCAAGGUGGCCAAAGACCUGGGUGUGUCACCCUGGGGCUUCAUGGUCUUCCACUGCCAGGUGAGCGCCGUGGUAGUCUACAUCAGCAUGUAUGUGUCCAUCUUCUUCCUCACCUUCAUCAGCAUUGACUGCUACAUGCAGAUCAGCCAGAGCUCCAGACUGUUCCGUAUACAAGAAGUGGGCUUCGCCCGGCUGAUGUCAGUGACGGUGUGGCUACUUGUGCUCCUCAUCAUGGUGCCCAACAUGGCCCUGCCCAUCCAGGAUGUCCCAGAGAGGAAGUUCCUGAGCUGCUCCAAGCUGAAGCAGGAGGUGGGACUCCACUGGCACGGCCUCGCAGUCUUCCUCUGUACCAUCCUGUUCCUCAACGCGUCCACGGCUGUCCUCGUCUCCAACGGUCUGGUGCUAAAGAGGUUGCUGGCGAGCAGGAAUGACCCUGAACAGUGGCGCCAUGCUCGCCGUGCAACCGUCAAUGUUACGGUGGUGACGGCAGCAUACGUGGUGUGCUUCGUGCCAUACCAUGUGGUACGGACGCCCUAUACGCUGGCCCAGACCGAGGUCAUCACUCCAGACUGCCAGACCAAGAGGCACCUCUUCUUGGCCAAGGAGUCCACAUUACUGCUGGUGGUGCUGCAUCUCUGCCUGGACCCCGUGCUCUACUACUACUUCUCCAAGGCAUUCAGACAGAGGGUCAGGGAGGUGUUCAGGAGUAGGAGGAGCAGACGGGAUUCAAACACCAUCCCAAGCCAGUGAAGACUUGAAGCUACAGCCAAUAACUGCCAAGGAGUAGGAGAGAGAGAGGGGGUGACAGAGAUAAAGAAACAGAGAAUGACCGCCGUAUGAAAAACAUUUUACCAACCACUUUACAAUAGAGUAGCCUGUAGGCCUAGACAAAAAUGAUUCUUCGCUGUGAGGUGUUUUAUGCAGUCCCAUGAUGUUGUGAUGUUAUGAUUGCAUUGUUUUACAUUUCAUUGUUGCAUGAUCACACUGAAUUAAAGAUGAUUAACAGAU
Oncorhynchus kisutch (coho salmon) is the source of this 4606-nucleotide messenger RNA. RefSeq names its product probable G-protein coupled receptor 171. The coding region runs from base 913 to 2049 and encodes 378 amino acids. The transcript is spliced from 4 exons. Gene Ontology annotation, molecular function: G protein-coupled purinergic nucleotide receptor activity. Gene Ontology annotation, cellular component: membrane. Gene Ontology annotation, biological process: G protein-coupled receptor signaling pathway. Lineage: Eukaryota; Metazoa; Chordata; Actinopteri; Salmoniformes; Salmonidae. The record is from RefSeq and is a predicted model, not a curated record.